CUCCUCCUCCUUUGUCGAGUAGUUUAUGGUCGAUCAUUUAAAGGAAUUGGAUAAAGGAAGAGGACAGGUUCGAUCACAUGAUGACGAGCCUGAACACGGCUCUCAGAUCGGGUUUUAGCGAGACUCCUGCAGGUCUGUGACUGACUGUCCGACAUGGAUCUCAGCUGCCAGGACUGGAUGUCAGCUUUACCCGAGGAGCUGUGGGACACCCCUCUGACAAACCUGGCCAUCCCUGGGAGCCAUGAUGCUAUGAGUUACUGCCUGGACAUAAACUCCCCCUUGAUCCCGUCUGAAUCGGACCUUUUCAGGCUCCUGGAUGGACUUUUCUACUGCUUUACGCGACCUGUUAUUUUUAGAUGGGCUACAACACAGGACAAAAGCAUCGAGGAGCAGCUUUCGAUGGGGAUUCGGUUCUUCGAUCUCCGCGUUGCGCACAAACCCAAGGACUCCUCCAGCGACCUGUACUUCACGCACGUCAUCUACACACAUCUAACGGUUUUGGAAACACUGGUGUCAGUUGCCGCCUGGCUGGAGUCUCACCCAAAGGAGGUUGUCAUCCUUGCUUGCAGCCAUUUUGAGGGAAUUAAUGACAAACUCCAUCAAGCGUUCAUUUUCUCCCUGAAGAAGCUGUUUGGCUCGAAGCUGUGCCCCCAGAAGGAAUCAGCCCUGACCUUGCGGAGUCUGUGGGCAUCUGGUUACCAGGUCAUCCUGUCCUAUGAUUCCCAGAUGGCGGUGAGACAUCAGGAGCUGUGGCCCGCCAUCCCCUACUGGUGGGCCAACCAGCGCACAGCACAGGGAGUGAUCAACUUCCUGGACUGGAACAAAGACCUGGGACGUCCAGACGGCUUCUUCGUCUCCGGCCUGAACCUGACAGCCGACAGGUAUUACAUCACCGAGAACCCGAAGCAAUCCCUGCGGACGCUGACCUUCAGUAACUGGGAGUGUUUGAGGAAAUGGCUGCAGGAGCAGAAACCUGGAUCAGACCCCGACAGCUUGAAUAUCAUCGCAGGAGACUUUGUGGGUCCACUUCCACUCUGCUCUCUGGUCAUUGCACUGAACCAAAAACUUCUACAGAAGAACGGCGUCUGAUAAAAAAACAUUAUUAACUGUGAUUUUAUUCCUCAGGAACUGAUCCCAAAGCAGCUACAACAUACCUCAUCUCCUCUCUUUUUUGAAUAUAUUUGCACCUUUGCCUUCAUUUAUUAUAACUGAAAGAAAUGUUUUGAAAAAAAUCUGUAUUUUCCAGCAAAAAAAUCUGUAUAGUCUAAAGCUGUAAUUUGCAUUUUAUAUGCACUGUAUGUUUACAAGCAGAAACAUCAUUCUUUUACUAAAUGAGAUUUUCAAAUAUUUUAAUAUUCUGUACAAUACAUACACUGUUAGUGGUA
Molecule: messenger RNA, 1385 nt
Organism: Chelmon rostratus (copperband butterflyfish)
Lineage: Eukaryota; Metazoa; Chordata; Actinopteri; Chaetodontiformes; Chaetodontidae
Gene: plcxd1.2
Product: PI-PLC X domain-containing protein 1
Exons: 6
Coding region: 154-1089 (311 amino acids)
Biological process (GO): lipid metabolic process
Molecular function (GO): phosphoric diester hydrolase activity
Source: RefSeq, a predicted model, not a curated record